AUGGUACACCUUGUGGCUGUACCAGAGACAAUCACGGCAAGUGGCUGUGCUUGUGUCUUUAUUGACACCAUCUUCCGACUUCAUGGGUUGCUCCGUGAACUCGUAUCAGACAGAGAUCCACGAUUCACUGCUGAUUUCUGGCGUUCCGUGUUCAAAUCACUCGGAACGCGCUUGAAGAUGUCGACAUCUGAUCAUCCAGAGUCAGAUGGUCAGACGGAUCGUGCCAAUCGUGUCCUUGAAGAGAUACUUCGAGGAUACGUACACUCCUUUAAGAGUUGGAGUGAGUUUUUGCCAAUGGUAGAGUUUGCCAUUAACAACUCGGUGCAUGCGUCCACGACACAUACACCGUUUUACGUGAAUGGCUUGCGCCAUCCGCGUGUACCCACCUUACUGGAGUGUAACUCUGGUUUAAGGGGGGGAGGGACUCGCGCGAGCAAAAACCGAUUUGGUUCACGCUCAUCACGCUCUGACGAAGAGGUCAUUGCGUUUGAUGCCGAUAUCGAUAACAUCGAUAUCGAAGAAGAUGAUGCCAGUGAGAGUGCGGAAGCCCUCACUGAAGAAAAGGUUGAUGUUGCUGCAGUGCGCUCACAGCGCACUGUAGCUAACGAGUCAUCAGAUGAGUUCAUACUGGCUCGUGAAACGGUAGUCCGUUUUGUGCAAGACUCCAUCGCCGAAGCGGUGGAUAAGCAAAAGCAAAACGCUGAUAAGAAUGGAAGGGCAAACACUCUUUAUUUAAUAAAGAUGACUUAG
This is a messenger RNA of Peronospora matthiolae, 750 nucleotides long. Lineage: Eukaryota; Oomycota; Peronosporomycetes; Peronosporales; Peronosporaceae. The record is from the annotation of a GenBank genome assembly.